GCGCUUUUAAUUGCAAAUUGAUUUUAGUCUCAGAAAAGAAGUGAAGUUGGGCGGAGUUUCUUUGUUACUGGACAUGCCUGGCUAGUUGCUCUUUAAAGUAUAUAAAGCUAGAAAUUGAUGUUUCUUGAUUCAGUGUACUUCUUUUAAUUGCCAGGAAUCUUCUGUUACACUUCAAAUUCAAUAAAGUACGAAAUUCGAUCGAAAUGAGCGGCAAGAUCUUGUUGCAGUUUAGUUUGGCAUUGUUGGUGUUGGCAAUUCUCUUGCAAGAAGAAGUUCAAGCGAAGAAAGUGAUAAUUCACGUACCAUAUCGUGUAAAAAAUGUGAAACAUACGCACACAAUUUUCAAAAUUAUUCCACAUCAAGAGAAAAAAACUAACAGUCACAGUUAUCUAGGAGGAGGAGGAGGAAAUUAUUGAAAUAAAAAAAAAAAACAAGAAAAUUGGAAAAUUAGUCAAAUUAAAUUUCUCACAAUUUAUUGAAACGAAUCCAAAGAUAGUGAGCACCUCGUACAAAUCAAAGUUGUUAUUUUUUUUGUAAUAUUGUGUAUCACUGCUGUGUUAAUAUAAAUAUGUGUAUAGAAAAUUGUUUAAAAAAUAUGUACAAUAAAUUAAAAAAUCUUAGAAAAAUGUAUUUCAAUAAAUCAUUAUUGUAAAGCACUUUAA
This is a messenger RNA of Leptopilina boulardi, 662 nucleotides long. RefSeq lists its product as uncharacterized. The record is from RefSeq and is a predicted model, not a curated record. Bases 204 to 416 code for a protein of 70 amino acids. The transcript is spliced from 3 exons. NCBI's taxonomy places the organism in Eukaryota, Metazoa, Arthropoda, Insecta, Hymenoptera, Figitidae.